ACGGACGUCGAGGAAGGAGGACCUAGAGCUGACAUUGACAUAGCUAGCUAUUACUCAGCCUGUGAGCACACACCCCCACACACACACACACUCUCACACACACCUGUGGCUCCAGCAGAUUAUUCGGACCAGUACAGAGGAGGACCUCAGCCCGGGUACACGCGGCAAUUAAAUACCCCCCCUCAAACUCCCUGCUGGGAUCUCUGAGGUCAGUUGACUUUGACUUCAGAAAAAUGCAUCUUUGAGCGCAAAGGGAGAGAGCUGCGCCCGACCCAGAGAGAUAAAGAGGAUCAUCUGACAUCUUCUUCAGUUAACAGAUUAAGAAAGGAGAGUUCAAAGAGGGACUGGACAAAAGAGAAAGAAGAUGGAACAGUCUCCACAAAUUUGGCACACACAGGUCGGACCCGAAGACACGACUGGAGGGCUGCAAAAGAAGGUGUCAGUCGUCGGUCAGCCGGAGUGCUCCAUCUGCUGCUACAAUUAUGACAAUGUCUUCAAAGCACCCAAACAGCUGGAGUGCACCCACACCUUCUGCCUGGAGUGUCUCUCCCGCCUCAUGGUUGUCUCGCAGACCGGCGAUGACACCGACGGCAGCAGAGGGCGCCUCUCCUGCCCCUUCUGCCGCCAACUCACCACACUUCCCGAGGAGGGACCCCCGGCCUUGGCCAACAGCGGCGAGGUCCUGGGCAAGCUUCCCGAGCACCAGCAGCAGGUGGAGUCGGUAUAUCUGGAGGGGGAGAAGCUGUGCUACAACAGCUCAAGGCACAGUGCCGACUUGGGCACCUCCGACAGCCCCACGGCCUUCUGCGUCUGCGUUGACAUUGGGGUCAGCAAGGCGGUGGCCGCUCCGACCCAGACACGGCCACGGACUCAUGGCGCGCUGGGCCGGAUCGCGGACUGGAAGAGGAUGGUGCUCUUCAUUGUGCUCAUGGUGCUGCUUGUCGUCAUCGUGUUGUGGCCGCUGCAGUGCGUCUUCAGCACUGGAAACAUGCGCUGUAUGCGACAACGCGUCGACUCCGGCCCCACUACCGUGACCACCACUGUUGCUUUCAACCCAUUCACCAGACCACCGCGUAUGGCGGAGUGAACCUCUCCACUAACUGCACUUCACUGCAACUGUACAUAAUGUAUAAUAUGACACUAAUAUUUGAAAUACUGGACACUAAACCGUUGCUGCGUAAUUUCAGCUUUGAUAAGUGCACUUGAUUAUUACUAGACACAUCUGUCCGCACCUCAGGUUUUCAACUUUCAGCAGAACUACAGAUGUUAAAUCCACUGUGUCUCUUUUUAGUGCCCCCUGGUGGCAGUUUAAGAAACACAAAGACAUGGUGGCAGAUCCCAUCAGGGGACGCCGAGAUGAAAGGGCUGAAAGCAGCACAGACUGCAUCAAUUUCCAGUGGACAUUUGUGUUAUUCUGUCACAUACUACCAGGAUAAGUUGAAUUAUUGUGAAUAUUUAAAUUAUAAUCACAUAAAAAUUCUGCACAUGGCGGCUUUAACUCUACAAAGCUGGAAUUUAUCCUUCUCCACGGUAUACAUCAGCAGUACUACACUACUAAACUACACUUAAAUAUCUGGUUGGCUGAAGAACAACAAAUAGUGAAUGAAUGUAAUCACAAUGUGUCAGCUGACAACUUUAUAUAUUGUACAGAUGAUUUGUGUGUGUUUUGAUAUGACUUUGUUUACAGAACUGUAAUAAAAAAUGUGAGGUAUUUACUCAGAUCAUGUUUCUGGGAAAUAACAAAACAUUUGUCUACGAUUUCCUCGUUAUUAAGAUGGAUGUCAUUUAAUUGUGGUUCAUCGUGAUCAUCAUCUCUUAAAAACUAAAUUUACUGCAGCAUCAGUUGGUGGAUUAAUCUGUCAGAGGAGCAAGUGUAGUAAAUUCCCCUCGAACAACUCACAGCUCCUGAAGCGCUUGAAUGCAAAUUAGAAACAAGUCUUAGUUUCAGGGUUAAGUUCGUCAUUUCCUCCUUAUCUGAACCUUUAACCUUUCACUAUAAAAAUCAAAGUUUAACAGGAAGUUUCCUUUAUUUAUUCCUGACUUAGGUGUGUCAGAUGAAGGUUUUUCCGAGCAGCUCCCACGUGACGUGGUUGAUAAGACGGUUACAAUAAAUCCCAGCAUUAGUUUGGGACUGGCUGUAAUAAAAGUGGAACGUCCUGCAGCUCCAUUUAAACUUCCAGUAAACACAGUUAACCAAUAAACGCAGAGUGAAGCCAAAAAACACUUAGCAAUGGCUUGAAAAUGGCUUUCUCUAAAUAAAUAAAAGGUAAAAAAAAAAAGAAAAAGGAAGACAAUAAUAAAUGUUGUUUGUAAAAAUAUUAAUAAAAGCUUCUUGUUAGUUGGCAUUUUGGUCUCGGGUAUUUAAGCGAAACCUUUCAAGCCUACAAUGAAUUUUUUCAGUGUGUUGUUUGUUUUUACUCCAUUAAAGCAGAAUAAACAGCCUAUUUUCUUGCGGAUGGCAGCUACUUAAAACUUUUUUAUUCAACAGUUAAUGCCAAAAGCAGAUAAAGUGCUGAAAAUAACAGUAAAACAAACUCAUCAUUCCUGAUUUCCCCUCCCCUUAUAUUUACUUUCUUGUGAGUUAUGAAGCACAAUUUCUACAGGCUCCUUCAACCAUGGAGCGGUCCGUCAUUACUCGAGAAACUGGUGCUUUUCUGCGGCGCCUUGUUUUUCAGUAUUUAUAUUAGUUAGUCAACAUUAGGUGAAAUUCUCAGGCCACGAUGCAGGUUUUUGUUUUUUUUCCCCCCAGUAUAGAGCACUUUUCAAAUUGAAGACAAAACUUGGAGUGGAGAGGAUGGAGAGCCACAGCAGGGUUCAGCUCAAACAACAGUUCAUAACACACCGCCUUGUGUUCUCUGCUGCUUCUCCACUACAUGUACUUCACCCGCAGGCAAAACACAGAAAGUUGCUUGUUAAACUCACAUUUCUUUCACUUUUUGGGCAAAGUUUCUCCAACCUUUUCCCCAAAACUCUCCUUAUUAGUGUGGAGAAGGUCCCCAAUCUUAAAAAUAAAUAGAUAAACCUGCGAACACGACAGAAACAAGCAAAACGUCACGUGUGACUUUACAUAGUGCCAUCGUAGAUUUUUAUUAAACUAUAUGAUAAUAAAACAUUUCGAUGCCAUUUUUCUGGCAGCUCAUUGCAUCAGCAGUUGUAGCCUAUACAGCAAAAAAAGGCGUUUGGGCAGAGCCAGUGCAAGAAGAGGAGGAAAGGGGAGGAGCCUCCACCGAACAACAUGGGAGCACUCAGUAUACCACGACUCACUUCCGCCAUACUGCCACCAACAGAGGAACAAGGAAUAAAAAUUAAAAAAACAAAGAAAGAAAAAGAGCAAACAAACAAAUUUUUUUUUUAAAAUAU
Seriola aureovittata is the source of this 3360-nucleotide messenger RNA. Its product is annotated as RING finger protein 223. Gene Ontology annotation, molecular function: ubiquitin protein ligase activity. The coding region runs from base 365 to 1087 and encodes 240 amino acids. The transcript has 2 exons. Gene Ontology annotation, biological process: protein ubiquitination. NCBI's taxonomy places the organism in Eukaryota, Metazoa, Chordata, Actinopteri, Carangiformes, Carangidae. The record is from RefSeq and is a predicted model, not a curated record.